Molecule: messenger RNA, 1389 nt
Organism: Lichtheimia ornata
Lineage: Eukaryota; Fungi; Mucoromycota; Mucoromycetes; Mucorales; Lichtheimiaceae
Exons: 4
Coding region: 1-1389 (462 amino acids)
Source: RefSeq, a predicted model, not a curated record
AUGAUGCUUACACGAGAUAAACUUGCACAGCACAACAAGCACUUUGCAGAUCAUGGCCAAUACGCACUCGACCGCAUCCAUGCCUUUGUACAAGAGCAAUGCCUUUUACAUGAUCCCAAUGAACCAGCUGUACCCCAUAAUCCUGGCCCUUUGACUCGCAUCCAUUUGGCUAAACAACGACCCAAAAAGUGUCGAUCAGAAGGAGACAAAGUAACGAUUGAAAGUGGAGAUGAGGAAUGCAUUCAACGUUAUCCAGCACCUACAGCCGCCUGCCAUAUGCUAGAGAUGCGUACGCGACGUAGAGGAUUGUUCAACUAUGGCAAGUCAUCGGCCAAAGCAAAGACAAGAAGGAAACCAGGUGUACAAGAUCUGGUGUUCUCGGAAACCGCCUUCCUUGGUCAUCGACAGCCGCAUCCAUCCAAAUCAGUAUCCAAACGAUUGAACAAGAAGCCGGCAUCAUCCUACAUGUCAUUCGAAGCCUCUUCUAGCAAGUUGUAUUACAUGAAUAGCAGCCAUGGAAAGGUUGAGCAUGAAGGCAACAACACCAAUAGCAUCCGAUCAAUGCAUAAGGAGAUCCAUGGCAAUCAACAGCAUGAACAACCUUCCUAUUCAUUUGGAAAAACACCCGUGCACUACUACCACGUUGAAGGUGGUGAUGAUGAUGAUGAUGAAUUGCACGGCAACUAUGAUGGUGGAAUGAUGGAAUCACAUCCAUAUCAGCUAUAUGCAGCAGCAGCGGCAGCAGCACCAAUGGUGCCUGAUCGUGAUGCCCAAGAGCAGCAAAAUUAUGAGGAGUACAUGCAAUACUACUACUAUGUGGAUCAGCAUCCCAACUAUUAUGAUGCAUACGAGCAUCAAGCAUUGCCUGAGCCAUAUGAUCCUGCUGAUUUACAAUAUGCGUAUUAUGACAAUGAUGCACAAGAUGGCUAUUACUAUCCCACCUACUAUUAUUCAGAGACCCAUCCAUAUCAGCAGCAGAGCUAUGAUCACGCUUACUAUGGUGAUGGUGAACAAGGCAAUUAUGCACAAGCGCAACAACAACAACAACAACAACAACAACCAGCCGUCGAAGAACGAUGGAUGCCACAUGCUUAUACAUUGGUGACCCUUAACGAUAUCCCUUUGGUGCCACAACAACAACAGCAACCCCACCCUGGCUUACGCCCUGUACGAUUGCCAACACCACUACUACCACCAACACCAAAGCCAACACCUCAAGGUCAUGAAAAAUCACCAAUUGAUGAUGUACAAACGUUAUCCACAGGGAUGUCUUUGUCUGACAAGCAAGAUCCAGUGGAUAAGACAAUCGCUUUCCUCCAAGCAUCCACAAAGAAGGCAUUACAACCUGACUUUAGUUCCCUCUGGAAGCAACGUCCAUUGCAUCGCUAG